Molecule: messenger RNA, 8820 nt
Organism: Bombyx mori (domestic silkworm)
Lineage: Eukaryota; Metazoa; Arthropoda; Insecta; Lepidoptera; Bombycidae
Gene: Ac3
Product: adenylate cyclase type 8
Exons: 20
Coding region: 2308-5514 (1068 amino acids)
Biological process (GO): adenylate cyclase-activating G protein-coupled receptor signaling pathway; cAMP biosynthetic process; intracellular signal transduction
Cellular component (GO): plasma membrane
Molecular function (GO): adenylate cyclase activity
Source: RefSeq, a predicted model, not a curated record
AAAUAUUAUUAAAUAUUUACUAUGAUUAAUUCAUGUUUUUAAAAAUACAUGAAUUAAUCAUAGAAAUCUAUAUUUUGCUUAUAAGCUUUAUUACACACACACACGCACACACACAAGUACACACACACACGCACACACACACGCACGCACGCACGCACACACACACAAUAAUUUAUUUGUCCAUCUCACAGUUUUACGUGCGAGUUUUUAAUAUCACCGUGUGUAGCAUAAUAACAUAUUCAUAGUAUAUUCGCUUCAUCGCUUCUUAGCAUUUUUUUUUUAUUUCCCUUGUAGACAGACGAGUAUACGGCCCACCUGAUGGUGAGUGGUUACCGUUGCCCAUGGAUUUCAGCAAUGUCAGGGGCAGAGCCAAGCCGCUGCCUACCACUUAAUACUCUCUACAAGCCUCGUUUGAAGAAGGACAUGUCAUAGAGCUUGGGAAACACCGUGGAGGGGAGCUCAUUCCAUAGCCGGAUGGUACUUGGCAAAAAAGACCUCUGGAAAUGCACUGUGGAUGACCCCAGUGGCUCCAGGUAGUUCGGAUGAACUCUACUCCGGUGGCAGGCGGUGCGAUGGUAAAAACGAGAUGACGAUAUCAUCUCGAACAAUUCUUCAGAGCACUCCCCAUGGAACAUAAUUUAAUAUAAAACCAAGUUUAAGUCAAAGAAAUAGUAAUGUAACUAUUAUUUCUCAGGAGAACUUAACCUAUAUGAUUUUACUAUGAUGCAGUGUUAGGAAGGUUUAUACUCGUAGAUAUUGCUAAGGGGAUUGUGUUUUAUUGUUUUUACUGGUGGUAGGACCUCUUGUGAGUCCGCGCGGGUAGGUACCACCACCCUAUCUAUUUCUGCCGUGAAGCAGUAAUGCGUUUCGGUUUGAAGGGUGGACAGCCAUUGUAACUAUACUGAGACCUUAAAACUCAUAUCGUCAGGUUUGAGCCCCGUGAGCUCACCUACUAGUUAAGGUUCCGGUGGAAUAGCCUCUCAAGCCUACCAGCAUAGGUAGGAAAAAAAAAAAAGAACUCAUACCUCAAGGUGGGUGGCGGCAUUUACGUUGUAGAUGUCUAUGGGCUCCAGUAACCACUUAAUACCAGGUGGGCUGUGAGCUCGUCUACCUAUCUAAGCAAUAAAAAAAAAAGGUUAAUUAAGUAUAGGUAUAAUAUGUAUAGGUUAAAGAUAGUAAGGGUUACUAUCCUACUAUUAUUAUAAGAAACUUUUAAUAUAAGAUUCUCUGUACAUGUUAAUAUAAUUUUUAAUUCACAUUUAAUAAUUACCAUAGAAUGAUAGGGAAAAUUACCGCAGUAAUAGUAAAAAAUCGUAGUAAACGAUUAUUUUGAUAUUUGUAUUGAAAUUGAGGCGAACAGUCGCCUCAAUUUCAAAACUCACAUUAAAACGAUUAAGUAGUCGGCUUUUGUUUAAAUAAAAAUGAUAUUAUUUGUUAAUUCAAACUAAAUUAUAGCAGGAAUUGAAUUGUACGUUAACUUCUGUAGAGUUUUAAAUUUUACAGCUUAUGUUUUUUUAAGAAAAGGUUAGGAAUUCCAAAGCACCGAGUGUGCGUUUUCCGAACACUCUUGACAAAUAUAUCCGUUCGUACUUUGUAUUGAUCGUCAACCUUUAAGGAAUUAAUAAUGUAUACUAUUGAUUGAGCUGCUUUAAUAAUGUUAAGUCAAUUUUCGUAAGUUACUGAACGGAAAUAAUUUUCGUUCUCUGAUUAAAAGUCAAUGCUAUCAUUGAUAGUUAUUUACGUUUAUUUAUAUAUUUGGGCCUCGCUCUCACUGUCCCGUGUUAUCUGAAGCUCAAAAUGAUAUCUCAACAUAGGUCCGACAUUAAGAUAUUUUUUUUGUCAGGAUGGAAUCGCCGGACUUCCGCCCUCCACUAGAGAUGGCGGGAGGGGCAUGUUAAGACCUUAAGUCAUGAGGCUGAAGUAUUAACUGUAUUUUAGUAUUACUGUGAUCUUCGCCAGAAUGCAUGAUUACUUUAUGCCAGAAAUAGGCAGAUUCAUGUGCCUACCUAUACGAAUUCAAAACAAGCCCUAGUAAACUCAAAUUUACAAGUGUCCAAUUACUUACUACUCUUAUUACUCCUAACAUAUUAAUAUUGACAGACGCUCCUCGAGUAAUAAUUAUGUGCUUGAAAUUUUACAAGCGAUUACUCAUAUAAUCACGACGUUUAGGUUAUUAAAUUGAUUGACGAUUUAGUAGACACUAUUAUUAUCAUCAAUAGUCAGUAUUAAAUUUAAGUGUAACAACGUAAUUUUAGCUGUGAACAGUAAGUGGUCACGAAUAUUUAUGAUGGCUAAAAAAUAAAAGCAAUGGAGAAAUCACUACAAGGACAAGUCUUACAAAGAUGUUCGUGCAAUAAUUGUUUUAUACCACCAUGGGGAUUUACGGAUCUGGAGGAAGAGAAGCUAUACUCGGCUUACAUCCAAAGACAGAGACAGCGCGCUGUUCCCCGUUUGCUUGCUAUCGGAGUGCUGAUUCAAGUGUUCGCUGUACUAGUUCCCGGAGAACGUGAUUUAUCCGUGGCAUACUGUUCCGUUGUGAUAGCGUUGCUCUUGAACUUGUUGGUAGCCGCAGCCUAUAUUUGCAUACGGAAAGCUCGGCCAGCCCUCACGCAUAUAACAUGGCUGGCAUUAUGGCUCCAAUUACUAUUCAGUACUUCACGCAGACUCGGCGAUUCUUAUAAUGAACUACUAGGAUGGGCUGUUGUCGUGCAAUAUUUUACUCUUGCAACAAUGCCUUUUCAUUACUUGCUGAUGGUAUUCUACAGCGCCGUUUCCCUGUCUACUUAUCUUUUGGUGCAAUAUUACAACGCUUUAACAGCAGAAAGUACAUUAGCCGAUGAUUUCCAUUUCCAGCAAAUUGCAAAUGGAACAUUAUUACUGGGAGCCACGUUCCUCGGCGGUACCGCUUAUGCAAUUAGUGAAAGAAACCAGAGAUGCUCUUUCCAGGAGACCAAGCGAAGUUUACGAGACAAAUUGACUAUUGAACAACAAAGCAAAGAACAGGAAAGGUUAUUACUAUCCGUACUUCCGGAGCACGUAGCUGUCCAAAUGCGCAAAGAAUUAGGGCUUAUCGACACUCAAUUCAAAAAAAUUUAUAUGUCCCGACACGAGAACGUGAGUAUCCUGUAUGCAGAUAUCGUAGGCUUCACGGCUAUUUCGUCUACAUAUUCAGCGCAAGAUCUUGUUGCGAUAUUAAACGAGUUAUUUGCCCGUUUCGAUCGACUCGCCGAGAAAUAUCAACAGCUCCGAAUCAAAAUUCUGGGUGAUUGCUAUUAUUGCAUUAGCGGCGCACCGGUAGAAAGACCUGAUCAUGCCGUUCUCUGUGUGCACAUGGGCUUGUCUAUGGUUAAAGCUAUUAAAUACGUACAACAAAUCACAAACUCACCGGUGGAUAUGAGAGUGGGUAUACAUACAGGAGCGGUAUUGGCUGGCGUCUUGGGUCAGCGGCAGUGGCAGUUUGAUGUUUAUUCAAGAGAUGUGGAAUUGGCCAAUAAGAUGGAGAGUAGUGGAAUGGCUGGGCGCGUUCAUAUAUCGGAAGUUACUUUAAGUUUCUUGAACGAUGAGUUCGAAGUGGAACCCGCGCAUGGAGAGCGCCGCGAGGAGAUGCUGCGCCAGUCAGGCAUAAAAACUUACUUUAUUGUACGAGUUUUGAAACCGUACCAGGGAGGCGAAGAAAAGAUUGCGACGGCAAACGAAGCGCUUGGCGGAGAGCUCGCUGACACGCUAUCUGACCUCAGAGACGACGAUGAGGUCUCGGUUCUUUCACCACAAGACGAAGAAAAAGGAAACGAAGAAUCAAAGAUACUCUUGAUGUUGGAAGAGGAACUCGUUAAUAGAGAUGAUGAUAGGGAAUUGGCGGACGCAACAACAUUGUGCCUUACUUUCAAGGGUUCCGAGGCUGAGCAGGCCUUCGUGAACCGUAACGAUCCCUGUCCGCUGGCGCUCGCGGCUCCUCCGGUUCUGCUUCUACCGGCCGUGGUCGCAAUCGCUAGUUUUGCGGUUCCCCCUACUUGGGCAUUGAGUGCUGUUUACAUGGCACUUGUUUUGGAGACAGGCCUUAUAAACAUCAUCUAUUAUGUGCACUACAGAUACUCACAAUAUAAGAAAAGGGACAUCAACCCUCAGUGGAAGGUUACCUGUGGUAUUUUCAAUAUAUCCAUGUUCGUCGCGGCAAACGUUGCUCCUCUGCUCAUCUGCGGCAGUUUUGAAUCAAUGAUCGACAGUGGAAUUUCAGAUAAUUCGAUGUCACAUCUCACCGUGAGACGCUGUCUUCACCCCUCAUAUUACUAUCACGUGGGUGCGGGCGCCGCGUGUGGUGCUUUGUGGGUGUCUCCGAUGGGGGGAUGGUCACGGUUCGUGUUCCUGGGAGCGCUGGCGUUGGCUCACGUGGUGCCGGCGGUGGUGCAUCCCGCGUUGCUCGCCUCGCGUCCGAGCCUCGACCGUGACCCAUUUCGCCUGCCGUUCAACGCAUCUAAAGAUUACGAUGAAGACUUGUUUAUGGCUCUUGCUCAAAUUCAUGGAGGCCGUAAUCUACUGCUUUUGUUCUUCAUUGUCGUUGCGAUCCUAAUAUUGAAUAGAUACUUGGAGUCACUAGAGCGCGCCCGGCACUCCCGGGGCGAGCGCAUGCGCGGUCAAGCCGAGCAGGCGAGCGACCUGCGCCGUCGCAACCAGCAGCUCAUCCACAACGUGCUCCCGCCGCAUGUCGCCACGCACUUCAUGGGCGCACGACACCACCAUCGCGACCUCUACAGUCAAAGCUACGCCGAAGUCGGGGUUCUAUUUGCCUCAAUGCCCAAUUUUACAGAAUUUUACUCGGAGGAAACAGUUAACAAUCAAGGCCUAGAAUGUUUGCGGUUUCUGAACGAAGUUAUAUCAGAUUUCGAUUUACUGCUGGAAGACCCUAAAUAUAGUAAGGAUAUCAUAAAGAUAAAAACGAUUAGUUCCACAUACAUGGCAGCGUCCGGCCUAAAUCCUACAAGACAAAUGCAGCCAUCAGAUGGCGUGGUGGUGCGCUGGGCUCAUCUCGCUUGUUUGGUUGAGUUCGCCCUGGAAUUGCAACGUGUCCUCGCAGCAAUAAACGAACAAUCUUUCAAUCAUUUUGUACUUCGGAUGGGAGUCAACCACGGUCCUAUUACUGCUGGUGUGAUCGGCGCUCGGAAACCACAUUAUGACAUAUGGGGGAAUACAGUUAAUGUCGCUUCUCGAAUGGAGAGUACCGGAAAAGCUGGCUGCAUUCAGGUUACUGAGGAGACAUGCCAGAUAUUACAGAAGUUUGGUUACUACUUCGAGCAACGUGGUCUAGUUGCGGUCAAAGGCAAGGGCCAGCUAAUGACCUACUAUCUCCAGGGCAAACACGAUAAUCCGCCAGGCCAUAUGGACAAACCCAACGUCGAAGAAUCGGUGUCUGAUGCGAGUCCAGGAGAUGCCCUCCUGGCAAACGGUGAUGUUACGGGAUCUAGCGAGGAUGGUGCUCUUUCACGGAACGAAGCUGACCGUCCACUACUACAGUCUUAAGCUGAUAUAAAUUUGACAUGAAUCAUGUUUUUCACAAACCUGCCUAUAAGUUAAGCAGAUGAAACAAAAAAGAAAACUUAACAGUUCCAUCAACAAAAUCAUAUAGAUUCCUUACUCUAAUUCAGUCGAAGUUGUAUGCAAAUUAUAAUAGUAUUGAUUACGUCAUUAAUUUUCGCGUUUUUCUACGUUUGUUCUCUAAGUCUUUGAUUUUGUUAAAUGUGUUUCAUUCGGAAAGUUAUUUCAGUACUCUUCAUUUACGAUUUCAUUUUAAGCGAUUUUAUUUUACUGACAUACCUAUCUAAUAUGAAUUCAGCUUCACAUAUUUUAUCCCUAGUUUGUGCUGAGGCUUUGGGGAGGUCUAUGUCCAGCGGUCUUCGUCUGUGGACGAAAAGAGAGACAAACACGUAGUCGUAUAUUACGUGUCGGCGCUAGAACAUCUUGUGAGUGCGUACUGGUUGGUACCACCACUUUACCUAUUUGUGCCGUGAAGCAAUAAUACGUUUCCGUGUAAAGGACGGGGCAGCCGUUGUACUGUUAAAAAUGAGACCUUACAACUCAUGUCUCGAGAUGGGUAGCGGCAUUUACGUUGUAGAUGUCUAUAAGCUCCGGGUACCACUUAACACCAGGUGGGCCGUGAGCUCGUCCACCCAUAUAAGCUAUAAAAGAAAAAAGAAAAAUAAUAAUAAUACAUGUAUACUUUUAAUGCUUAAACGUGAAUUAAAAAUUGACGAUUUCAUACAAGAAAGUAAAAUAAAUCAAAAUAACUAAUUAAACUGAGAUCACAUAAAAAAUUAUAUCCAAUUAAGUUAUUGAUAAACUUAUUAUUUCUCGGUUAUUAUCAGUAUAUAUUAAAGGUUACUAUAAAAUCCAAAAAAAAACCCUUGUUGAUGGCAAUGUAAUGUCUCAAGAACAUCUAUGUUGUAAUGACUUUAAGUAAUCGUUUAGUGCCAGGCCUAAAAAAAAUUAUUUUAUAUAUAUAAGUUUUUAUUUAUUUCUUAGAUGGCUGGACGAGCUCACAGCCCACCUGGUGUUAAGUGGUUACUGGAGCCCAUAGACAUCCACAACGUAAAUGCGCCACCCACCUUGAAAUAUAAGUUCUAAGGUCUCAGUAUAUUUAAAUCUAUUUACACAUUUCCAUUAAGAAUCCUAGACAUUGGUGAAAGUAUGUUAAUGUUCACGAAUUGCAACACCUGAAAAAUGGAGGGAAAAUAAUAAAAACAUAAUAUAAAGUCACAUAAUUAUUGUCAUUUAGUUGUAUACCUACUAUCCACGGUAAUUUCUAUAACUGUUGAACAUACACCAUCCCGUGUGCGAUAGAAACAAAUGCCACAGCUACUAAACUACUUGACUAAACGUCGGAUGAGACGGGCGCCCUAACAUAAACUCGUUGUGUAAGCCGGCGUGGUAUUUAAUUAAACUUUUACUCGGAGUGAUUACGUCUGCAUCAAAUGCGUUUGAUUAUAAAUUCCGGCGAGAUAUAUUGUGAUAAUAAAAAUGACUAUUAAUUUACUUGACUUUUGGCCUUGGCACACUGUUAAAUAAUAAUGAAACACAACAGAGAUAAUGUUUAUUCUAUUUUGUCUAUUGAGCUGAAGUGAAAUAACAGAGAAUUUUCAGCUCUUCCACUUCAAAAAUAAAUUACGAGGCACAUACAUAUAUCUGCUAAAAACUGGGUAUCGUAUUUAAUUACUAGGGUGACAUUGAAAAAGAAAUCGACUCAUCUUUUAGUGGUAUCAAUAUUAAUGCUUGAUCCAUUUAAAUACAUACUAGAUGUGCAAUCAACUUUAUCCGUAGGCGUGAGAUUUAAUAUUUACAAACUUAGAUGAGUAAUGAAUGUUAUAGAAACAUAGUAAAUAUUAUUAUAGUUCAAAUAAUGUAGAUUCUACAUUGUAGAAGUUUCGAAUCGAAGCUAUUUUAGUGCGUUAAAAUUGGAUGUCAGUGUCUAAAUAGAGGUCAUUUUAGUCCAAACAAAUGAUAUUGUUAGUUGUAAAUGUACGUCGACUAUUAAAAUAGUAUUUACAUUAAUCGUCACUUCUUUAUAACUAUCUUUAUAUGUACUAUGUAUACUAUCUUUAUAUUUCUUUAUACUAUCUUUCAGUAAACCAAUUUUUUUAAAUAUCUAAAACUAUUGAUAUCAUGGUCAACCACGACCUUCAGUAGUGUAAAGCUUUAAAAAGGUAAUCGCGUCGUCACAGAUUGCAAAUUGUGAAUAUUACAUUAUUUUAACUGCAUUGGCUACGAAUUUUAAAUACUACUCAAUUAUUUAAUGAACGGCUGUGUUAGGAGAGCGUGAAACAUAAUGGAUUUUUUAACCCUGUUCAAAUUAACAUGACCUGGAAUUCAAUUUUAACUUUAAAAGGGUACAAAACCAUUUUAAUUCUAACUUUUUUGAAUCCUACAAUGUACUGAUGAUAUAAAACUUAUCAAUUGACAGUUUUUUAUAAUUAAAAAAUUACUAAUAAUUAAUGUUAUUAGUACACAUUCACAUAAUUUUUAAUUAAUAAUUUUAUUUUUUAAGAGAUUCCCGAUCCACUAAGCCAUUAGAGAGGCUGUGAUGUAAUUUAUUUCAGAGAUAGUUCGUAAUUAUUAUUAAUGGUUGAUUUAUUGUUCCUUGAAUUAUAAAUACUUACGAUGUAACAAUGAUGCACGCGGAUACCUACACGGACUCGAAGAGUUUCACACGUUACGUAAUAAUUUCUUUACGGAUAACCGAGACUCCACCUACAAGGUUUCCUCAUUCCAUCUGUUUAUUAAAUUUAGUAGAAUUAUUGUGAUAUUCAACGUUUUAAGCUUACUGUAGUGUAUCUAUUCGUGAUUAGGAUAGUUUGAUUUGAAGAACAAAAAUAUCAAUACUCUUGUAACACGGAGCAAUAAUACAAUACACCACGUUUAAUAAUCAAUAAAGUUCUUGUAAUUGAUUCAAGUGUAAUUAAUGUACUAGUAGUAGGGAUCGCGCUUUGUACGUUAUUUUAGGGUAAUCUUCUUAGCCUAAACGUUUAUUAUGUAUUUUUGUAUUAGAAUAUUAUAUACGUAGGUAUUUUAGGAGUAGCAAAGUGUCUUCUUUUGUGGAUUUAAAAUCUAAUAGCUCGUAUAUUAGCAUGUAUUUUAUGAUUUAGAUUACAUCUUUCACAAGUGAUAUUAUGAGAGAUUAAGUCAAAACACGAGAAAUUAUUUUUCAAUCUAGCAAUAUGUUUCCUGUGAUUCUUGACUAUCAAUAAUUUUAUACCUGAUGUUUUAGCUCACAAAUCUUAUGGUUUAAAUCUAUUUGCCUAUAAUUGUAAUAAAUAAAGCAAUAUACUUAUACAC